CUUAAUCAAUAUCUUCUUUAUACUCAUCUUUAAUUUUAAUGUGCCGUCACAAUUAUUAAUAAGAAAACAAAUCGGAUAUUACUAAAAAUCUAAAGGCACUAUUGGGGAUUCCCAUUCCCAUAGAUAUAUUUUAUUCUCUCCUCGUUAAUUUGUCGUUUUCUGUGGCACCACCAACGCAUAAAUAUACAUCUCAACUCCAAGAAACAAAGAGCAGAGAGCCAAAAAACCACACGGGAAAAAAAAAAAAAAAGGUGUCAAAAAAUGAAGCCUUUCUUCAUCUUCGUUCUUCCCUUUCUUCUUCUUCUUCUUCUUCCUCUGAAAAACAACUUGUCGUGGAUGACUGUUUUGGGAGUACUUCUGAUCGGAUUUGCUUCAUAUAUAGUCAACGUUAUGUGGUUAGAUCCUCAGAGGCUGAGAUGGAAACUUCAAAGGCAAGGCAUUAAAGGGCCUCGUCCUUCUUUCUUGUUUGGAAACGUCAAGGAGAUGCAGAAGAUUCAGGCCGCCACCACCACGAAACCUCCAAAUUAUGGUGAAUUUGUGGCCCAUGAUUACACUUCCACUAUCUUCCCAUACUUCGAGCAAUGGAGAAAAGAAUACGGUCUUGUAUAUACAUACUCAACUGGGAACAAACAACAUUUGUACAUAAACAAUCCGGAGCUGGUGAAGGAAAUGAACCAGAGUGUUACUAUGCAACUCGGAAAACCUACCUACAUUACAAAAAGACUUCAACCCAUGCUUGGCAAUGGAAUUUUGAGGUCUAAUGGAAGCUUUUGGGCACAACAGAGGAAAAUUUUAGCCCCUGAAUUUUUCAUGGACAAGGUCAAGGGUAUGGUAGGUCUGAUGUUGGAAUCAGCCGAACCAUUAUUGUCGAAGUGGGAAUCCAGUAUUGAUGCUCAGGGUGGAAAAAUUGCAGAUAUUAAAGUGGAUGAGGAUCUAAGGAGUCUUUCAGGGGAUGUGAUCUCCAGGGCUUGUUUCGGGAGCUCUUACUUCAAAGGCAAAAAGAUCUUCUCAAAGCUCAGAACUCUUCAGAAAACCAUUUCCAAUCAAAGUGUGCUUUUUGGUGCUUCCACAUUCGGGUUAUUUCCUAGCAAGCAGCAAAAGGAAAUUCAAAGUAUGGAGAAGGAGAUAGAGGAUUCGAUUCUUGAAACAAUAGCGCAACGUGCGAAAGAAUGCGAGGAGGAGCCUUCAACAGAGAAGGAUCUGUUGCAGCAAAUACUAGAAGGGGCCAUCAAUGAUGUUGGCCAAGCUUCAUCAAAGAGUUUCAUUGUUGACAACUGCAAGAACAUGUAUUUUGCCGGGCACGAGGCGACGGCCGUUGCGAUGUCCUGGUGCUUGAUGCUUCUUGCCCUUCACCCCGAUUGGCAAAACCGCAUUCGCGAAGAACUCUCUCAAGUUUGUCCCAAUGGUGUGCCAGAUGCUGAUUCACUUUCCAAGAUGAAAAUGGUACCUUAUAGAACAUAAUCAUUCCAUAUAAUGUGUCAGUUUCACUUAAUGUAUAUAUAGUUCAAGUGAAAUGAGUAUAUCUAGUACAUCAGUUUUCUACGUCAUUUCACUAAAUGAUUUCACCGAUGAGAUCCUUAUUAUUCGAGCGCGCACACACACUGCAGGUGACGAUGGUAAUUCACGAAGCGAUGCGGCUAUAUCCACCGGCAGCAUUCGUGUCGCGGGAGGCGCUGGAGGAGACUCAAAUCUGCCACAUCUCGGUGCCAAAAGGGGUGUGCACGUGGACACUGAUUCCGACAUUGCAUCGUGAUCCUGACAUUUGGGGAGAAGAUGCAAAUGAAUUCAAGCCUGAGAGAUUUGCCAACGGCGUUUCUGGUGCCUGCAAGUUGCCUCAAGUUUAUAUCCCAUUUGGGUUGGGUCCAAGGUUGUGCCUUGGCCGGAAUUUUGCUCUGGCUCAACUGAAACUGGUGAUAUCCCUCAUUGUUUCCAAUUUCACUUUCUCGUUAUCGCCGAAAUAUCGACAUUGUCCAGCUUAUAGGAUGAUUGUAGAACCUGGUCAAGGUGUCCAUAUUCUAAUCAAAAGGAACCGUGAUGGAGUUUUGAGGCCUUACUAAUGUGGAUUGUGCAUAUGGUUUAUUCAAUCCAAGUUUUAUCAACAAAGAAGUUACUUAGUCCAAGUUUUAUCUUGGACAAAGAAGUUAAGAAGCAAGAAGCAUAUACUAAAUUCUCUUCACUUCGUUACCCACUAUAAUAGCCCAUCAAUGGUGUCACAUUUCAGGUUUACUUUUAGAUUCGCAUAAAUUUAUCCAUUUGGUAUUUUAUUAUUGUCUCCUUUCAAAUAGGUAUUCAAGAUCAGAAUGCUUCCAAGAUCAAAAUUUUGUCAUGAUUCAAUCAGAAUAUAUUUGUACAUAGUGUAAAGAUUUUGCUAUUCAAAACCAGAAUAAAACUGUGUUACAAUAUUAUUUUAGUUUAUGCACUACUAUGUUUGGUUCAUUUUUUAGUGCGUGUGUUUUUAUGUAUUUCUUGUAUUGAGAAUGUAAAAAUGAGCAUUGGAAAUGUAAAAAUGUAUGUCGGGAUGAGACAAUUAUUACUCCCUCCGUCAUAUAAUUAUUGUCCACUUUGCCCAA
This is a messenger RNA of Oldenlandia corymbosa var. corymbosa, 2570 nucleotides long. The record is from the annotation of a GenBank genome assembly. Lineage: Eukaryota; Viridiplantae; Streptophyta; Magnoliopsida; Gentianales; Rubiaceae.